AUGGUUCAUCAAUUGUGCGAUAAUUCUUUAACAAGUUCAACAGUCUCAAUCAAAAAAGGAAAAUUUCCAUUAAAUUAUGUGAUUAGAAGUUUGUUAACAUCAGUAUUACAACAGCAACUUUCUCGUGAUCAAAAGUAUCCAGUUAUUUAUCUGAAAUACUGGCAAAAAACAACGAUCAUACUAUUAUCAAAUGUCCAGGGAAAAAUAAAAAUUUGUAAAGGUGGACUUGGGAGCUCGUUGAAAUAUUUAGUUGAAGAAAAAGAACAAUCAGAAGAAUCUUCAAUGUAUGUAUUACUUAAUACAACAAAUUAUGAUUAUAGUCAAGUUAAAGUUAAAAUGGAUAUUACAGUUGUACAUCGUCAACGACUUGUUUAA
Molecule: messenger RNA, 375 nt
Organism: Rotaria sordida
Lineage: Eukaryota; Metazoa; Rotifera; Eurotatoria; Philodinida; Philodinidae
Source: the annotation of a GenBank genome assembly